AUGCCCAAGUCCUAUUUCGCAACCUCGAGUCGUGAUUGUUCCCCGGAUGGUCCUAUUGCCUUGGGGAGCAUUCUUGUCGACCCACGUGAUCCCGAAGCGCCGCUCAGCGACAGACCCAUUUCCAUUGACACCGAGACAGUCCAGAGCCACGACCAGUACGACGUACAGAUAAACUUAGCGAAUAUCGAUCGAACGAGUGCUGGGCUCUUUGCCAAGAUUUUCCACAGUACCGGACUUGUUGUGUCUGGAAGCAGCAGCACUCGCGUACAGUCCUCUGCGAGCAUCCAGAGACUUCAGACAUUGUCCUUUGAACCUUCUGAUGACUACAUGAAAAAGAGUCUAUCUGUGCCCAAAGUGCAACAGUAUCUUGCCCGCUAUCAUAUGCGGAAGCGCGUCUUUGUCAUCACUGGAGUCAAGGUCGCGUUCGGUGCAAAGGUCAAGGACACUGAGAGUCACCACGGGAAAGUCGAUGCAUCUAUUGGGCUGGACGGUGAUGCGAUUGGUGUGCCUCUCAGCGCUGGCCCGCGUGCAAACAUUCACCAAGGAGCAUCACAAUCAGUCUCAUUCAAAGAAUCGUCUCCCUUCAUCCUUGCAUAUCGGCUAAGAGAGAUCCGGUAUAGAAAGGGAAUUCCGACCGAAACCAAGCCGUACCGUAACGGUGCUUUAUACGAGCUUGGACAGAAUAUGCAAGAAGGUCCAGGCAUGGAGAACGACAGCACUCAAUAUGAGGAGGCUAUUUUCAUGUCUAUUGAUGAUGAAGACGUAACCGGGGAGGACUUGGAUUAUGAGUCAAUUUCCGUGCCAGAAUACGGAGUCAUUGUUGAUAAACAGGGAGAGGAUAGCAAGACAGGUCAAGAAGAGAGUUGCGAGUUGAUUAUUAUCAAAUAGGGGACCCGAUGUUCCAGGCAGAGCCUGCUAUCCAGGCUAUGUAUACAGAGACUUUACUGCAGGUGUUGGUUUUCCUUUGUCGUCUAGUUUAAUCAUCGACUCUCAACAGUAUUCACAGCUUGCCUUUAGUUGUUGUUUG
Molecule: messenger RNA, 1027 nt
Organism: Fusarium oxysporum Fo47
Lineage: Eukaryota; Fungi; Ascomycota; Sordariomycetes; Hypocreales; Nectriaceae
Exons: 1
Coding region: 1-888 (295 amino acids)
Source: RefSeq, a predicted model, not a curated record